AUAUAUGAUAUUUGAGUUGUUUAACUUACCACUUUGGAGGCAGCAGGCAGCAGGCAGCAGGCAGCUAUUCUUUGCAGGGUAGUGCUCCGAUCUCCCACUGCUGUUUGGCAGCCGAUUGAUCAUGGCGUGGAAUUUUUGCGACAUGCGAUUCAUCCUUAUUGCCGCCGCGUUGGUCUUCAUUCUUCUCCAGGUCCACCUUUACACAACCCAAACGGAGUACCCAGAGCGCCUGGCAAUUGCUAUUGGAGCUGAAAAUCAGUGUAGGAGCCAUACCCGGUUGUUAAUUGACCAGAUAAGCCUGCAACAAGAGAAAAUUGUUAAUCUAGAAGAUUUGAAUAGACGUUAUGAAGAGGAGUCUGCUCAACUGAAGACUCUUGUCCGGGAUCUUGAAAAAAAGAGCUUCCAAAGAAUAUCUGGAAAAUUUGAGGUGCCUGUGGCAGCAGUUGUGAUAAUGGCUUGCAAUAGACCAGACUAUCUGGAGAGGACUAUUUCAUCUGUGCUGAAGUAUCAGAGUGCAGUCACGUCAAAAUUUCCUCUUUUUGUAUCUCAGGAUGGGACGAAUCCAGAUGUUAAAAAAACUGCUUUAAGUUAUAGUCAGAUAACAUACAUGCAGCAUUUGGAUUUUGAACCAGUACAUACAGAGAGACCUGGAGAGUUAAUUGCAUACUAUAAAAUUGCAAGACACUACAAGUGGGCCUUGGAUGAAUUAUUUUUGAAGCAUAAUUUUGAUCGAGUAAUUAUUUUAGAAGAUGACAUGGAGAUCGCACCUGAUUUUUUUGAUUAUUUUGAAGCUACAGCAGCAUUAUUAGACCGAGAUAAGUCAAUCAUGGCUGUUUCUUCUUGGAAUGAUAAUGGUCAAGUUCAAUUUGUGCAUGAUCCUAAGGCUCUUUAUCGUUCAGAUUUUUUUCCUGGACUUGGAUGGAUGUUGUUGAAAGCCACAUGGGAGGAGCUAACGCCAAAAUGGCCUAAAGCUUAUUGGGAUGAUUGGAUAAGGUUGAAGGAUGUGCACAAAGAUCGUCAAUUUGUUCAUCCUGAAAUUUGCAGGACAUACAACUUUGGUGAGCAUGGUUCUAGCAUGGGACAAUUCUUUAAGCAAUAUCUGGAGGCCAUUAAACUAAAUGAUGUUCUAGUUGACUGGAAAUCAAUGGAUCUGAGCUACAUGAUGGAGGGAGAAUAUCAAAAGCACUUCGCAAAACUCGUGUCAGAUGCCGUAUCAGUCCCUGGACCUGAUACUGCUUUGAAGGCGAAAUUCGUAGACCGUGAUGUGCGGAUUCAAUAUAAGGAUCAGUUAGAUUUUGAAAGAAUUGCUAGACAAUUUGGGAUUUUUGAAGAAUGGAAG
This is a messenger RNA of Phalaenopsis equestris, 1339 nucleotides long. Its product is annotated as alpha-1,3-mannosyl-glycoprotein 2-beta-N-acetylglucosaminyltransferase. Lineage: Eukaryota; Viridiplantae; Streptophyta; Magnoliopsida; Asparagales; Orchidaceae. Gene Ontology annotation, molecular function: alpha-1,3-mannosylglycoprotein 2-beta-N-acetylglucosaminyltransferase activity. The record is from RefSeq and is a predicted model, not a curated record. Gene Ontology annotation, cellular component: Golgi apparatus.